Messenger RNA from Cynara cardunculus var. scolymus (artichoke), 1665 nucleotides. Its product is annotated as serine carboxypeptidase-like 40. Gene Ontology annotation, biological process: proteolysis. The transcript has 8 exons. The record is from RefSeq and is a predicted model, not a curated record. Gene Ontology annotation, molecular function: serine-type carboxypeptidase activity. Gene Ontology annotation, cellular component: vacuole. Lineage: Eukaryota; Viridiplantae; Streptophyta; Magnoliopsida; Asterales; Asteraceae. Bases 1 to 1491 code for a protein of 496 amino acids.
AUGGUGAACAUCACCCAUUGGGUUCUUUUUAUAUCGCUUCUCUUUUCAACUUUUGCUUAUCAAAUCCAUGCAGCCAACAAACAAACACAGGCUCUUUCUCUUCUCUACAAGGCCAAAUGGGCCGGUAACUCGGCCAUCGACACCAGCCAUUUUGAGCCACCUCGACAUUUGAAUAAAACCAGUCUUGUUCUCCCUCAAGAAGGUUUGAAAAAGAAGGAUAAAAUCGACAGAUUGCCUGGUCAACCAUUCGUCAAAUUCAACCAAUAUGGUGGGUAUGUUACUGUGAAUGAAUCCGCAGGUCGGGCAUUUUACUAUUACUUCGUUGAAGCCGAGAGCUCCAAACAAUCUUUACCACUCCUCCUUUGGCUCAAUGGAGGCCCGGGUUGUUCUUCGCUUGCUUAUGGAGCUAUGCAGGAGCUUGGGCCAUUCCGAGUCAACAGCGAUGGCAAAACUCUUUACAGAAACAAAUUUGCAUGGAAUCAUGUGGCGAAUGUUUUGUUUGUGGAGUCACCUGCGGGCGUAGGGUUUUCGUAUUCAAACUCAUCAUCGGAUUACCAAAACUGCGGAGAUGCAUCAACUGCUGCUGACAAUUAUGUAUUCUUGUUGAAUUGGCUGGAAAGAUUUCCAGAAUACAAAGGAAGAGAGUUUUAUAUCUCAGGAGAAAGCUAUGCAGGACACUAUGUGCCUCAGCUUGCACAUACCAUUCUUCACUAUAACAAAAUUGCCAAGAAAACCCUAAUCAAUCUCAAAGGAAUCCUUAUUGGGAACGCGGUGAUCAAUGAUUAUACGGAUUCGAUAGGGAUGUAUGAUUAUCUUGGUUCGCAUGCUAUCCUAUCAGAUGACACGAUUGAUCAGAUCCGUAAAUACUGUGACUUCUCUUCAAAUGCGACCACACAGUCGGAUGAGUGCAAUCAAGCAAACAAUGAUGCUAAUCGCGAUCUUGAACAUAUCAAUGUCUACAACAUCUAUGCUCCUUCAUGCCUCAAUGAAAACCUUACUUCCAAGCCGAAGCGGAUGUUGCAGGGUACUAUUCAUCCAUGCAGCGGGUACUAUACAUACGCUUAUAUGAAUCGUGAAGACGUGCAAAAAGCUCUAAACGCUAAUGUCACCAAACUAGAUCAUGAAUGGGAACUAUGCAGCGAUAUCAUCAGCGACUGGGGUGAUAGUCCUGUGACGAUAAUUCCACUUCUUAAGGAAUUUAUGCAGAAUAAUCUUCGCGUAUGGAUAUUCAGUGGUGAUACCGAUGCUCGGGUACCAGUAACGUCGACCAAGUAUUCGAUUGGUUCAAUGAAGCUGCCUAUAAAGACUCCAUGGCAUCAAUGGCUUCAUCAAGGGGAGGUGGCUGGAUUUGCACAGGUUUAUCAAGGAGACCUAACAUUUUCGACUAUUCUCGGAGCUGGUCAUCAGGUGCCAAGCUACAAACCCAAGACUGCAUUUGCAUUGGUUAGGCACUUCUUGACGGGGAAACCUCUUAACGAUUCAAGACAUUGAAUUUGAUCAUCAGCGGUUAACUUCGCUCCCAAUUGAUUCUUAUUCGAAUUUAAAAAUGUUUUCGUCAUUGGUGUUUCUUCACAUAGUUGAUUUGCAACUUACUGCAAACCAAGUAUCAUAUCCUCCUUCCAUAUUUUGAAUUAAUUUCAUAUUUCUAGUUAAAAGGUUGGUCUC